Molecule: messenger RNA, 909 nt
Organism: Penicillium griseofulvum
Lineage: Eukaryota; Fungi; Ascomycota; Eurotiomycetes; Eurotiales; Aspergillaceae
Product: urate oxidase
Exons: 3
Coding region: 1-909 (302 amino acids)
Biological process (GO): urate catabolic process; purine nucleobase catabolic process
Cellular component (GO): peroxisome
Molecular function (GO): urate oxidase activity
Source: RefSeq, a predicted model, not a curated record
AUGAGCGCAUUGGCAGCUGCCCGCUACGGCAAGGACAAUGUCCGCGUGUGCAAGGUUGACCGCGAUGAGAAGACCGGAAUCCAGACUGUCGUGGAGAUGACCGUCUGUGUCCUGCUGGAAGGCGACAUCGAGACCUCUUACACCAAAGCCGACAACAGUGUCGUUGUCGCAACCGACUCGAUCAAGAAUACCAUCUUCAUCACAGCCAAGCAGAACGAUGUAACCACACCGGAGCUGUUCGGCUCGAUUCUGGGCACACACUUCAUCGAGAAGUACAGCCACAUCCACGCAGCGCACGUCAAUAUAGUGACCCACCGCUGGGUGCGCAUGGAAGUCGACGGCAAGCCUCACCCGCACUCGUUCAUCAAGCCGGGAUCCGAGACGCGAGAUGUGCAAGUUGAUGUCAUUGAGGGCAAGGGCAUCGACAUCAAAUCUGCCAUCAAUGGCUUGACCGUGCUGAAGAGCACCGGUUCGCAGUUCUGGGGUUUCGUCCGCGACGAGUACACCACCCUCAAGGAGACCUGGGACCGUCUCCUCAGCACCGAUGUCGCAGCGAAAUGGCAGUGGCGCCGCUUCAAUGGUCUUGCCGAUGUCAAGGCGAACUUUGAGAAGUUCAAUGCUGCUUGGGAGGCGGCCCGCGCUGUCACCCUCAAGACAUUUGCUGAGGAUAACAGUGCUUCUGUCCAGGCGACGAUGUACAAGAUGGCAGAUCAGAUUCUUGCUGCUGUGCCUCUGCUGGAUACCGUCGAGUAUGCUUUGCCUAAUAAUCACUUCUUCGAAGUUGAUCUCAGCUGGCACAAGGGUAUCAAGAACACUGGCAAGGAUGCCGAGGUGUACGCCCCUCAGUCCAACCCCAAUGGUCUCAUCAAGUGCACUGUUGGUCGUGCUGGGCAAAAAGCUAAGCUGUAA